Molecule: messenger RNA, 818 nt
Organism: Amoebophrya sp. A25
Lineage: Eukaryota; Dinophyceae; Syndiniales; Amoebophryaceae
Source: the annotation of a GenBank genome assembly
AUGUCCUUGCGACGCGGCGACCAAAUCCGUAAACUCGAAGAGCGUCAUCAGAGACGCGAGGCGCGUGAAGCUAGCCGACGCGAGAUGUCAGUCGAAGCUAGCACCACUGGUAGAAGGAGGUCGAAAGAUGAUGAAGACGAGUCUAGUGCGACGAGCCCAGAUCAGAAAUCCGAAGCUUCUAUAGAACCUACUAGUGCGAUGACGCGAAGAAAAGGCUUCCGACCCGCAAAAAGACGCAAGGUGCUGCGGAUAGAACGAUACGUAAAGCUCAAUUAAUAUUCCUUCUUCAAGUUUUUAUAUGUCGGGUCAACUUUGAAGAGUAUUUGGAUUAUAUAUUUACUUCAAGUUGUUCAACGGUGUAGUACUAAAAACGGAGUUUAGUAGAAGCUCCUCACCCCCACCCUUGCUCUUCUUUCAUUCCCUCUCGACGAUAUGUCGGAACUGGAGCGACUUUGCUUGGCGGAUCCUGUGAACCUGAUCAAAGCGCACAUAGAACGGGUGACGUACAAGUUGCACAAUGGCGGCGAUCCCAGAUUUGACCUGGAAAUGAAGGACCGUCCUCAAAACCGCAGUGAUGACCUAUUAAGGCUCAAAACAAUUCGUUUCCAAGAGUCAUUUCGCGCAGAUUCCUUCUUGGAAUUACUUACGGAGAAAUGUUUUGAUGUACGCAAGAAAUGAAAUUUUUUGAGCUCUAAACCUCGAGGAGCUACUAGGACUCGACAAAAAAAUCGAAGAACAGGAAGGCGCUUCGCCACUUCCCAAAGGCAGAAUACGACCACUACGCGUCGACGAAGAUGAGAGCGCAGCAGAUUUGGCGG